Molecule: messenger RNA, 1074 nt
Organism: Venustampulla echinocandica
Lineage: Eukaryota; Fungi; Ascomycota; Leotiomycetes; Helotiales; Pleuroascaceae
Exons: 3
Coding region: 1-1074 (357 amino acids)
Source: RefSeq, a predicted model, not a curated record
AUGAAGGGCAUAUACCUUGGAUCAUUGGCUCUUGCGUUCUUGGGAGUGGCCCGAGCCGAAGACUUAGGGGGACAGCAAAUUAUCACAACAUACGAAAUGCAAGUCGUGACUUCACAGCUUCUGAUUACCACACGGGUUCCGCUUUAUAUUACUUUGACAGACAGUGCCGGCUCGGCAACCGCAACCAUAGCGACAAACGUUUCGCUGGCAGGCCCAACGCCGGUUGUUUCAAGCGCCCUAGUGGCAGUUGGGACUGCCACCUCAUCAGUUCCAUUGACUACUUCGACUGUUACGUCCACCAUACUUGAGACGAUCACUUCAUGCAUUAGCAACCCAAGAUGUACCAAUGGGCAUAUAGUUACUAGGACUACCGUUUUCACGACAACAUGCCCAGUGACCCAGGUUGGGGACAGUACUGUUGUACUCUCAAGCACAAGAACUGUCACUGCCCCAACUAGCAUUGCCUUGGGCAAAUCCCCGUCAGGUAGCCUCAACGCUACGGGGACUACCCCUCAUCCCACAACACGUUCGAGUUCGACGGAACAAACUACGUCGAGAUCGAUCCCAACCGUCCUCCCGCCAGUUUUCAACAGUUCCCUCCCAGCGGGUUCAGCAUCAACUACCCAACACUCAGUAACCACUACGGCGUUGACAAAAGCCUUGGAUACCUCCAAGUCGAACGUCGACCUCAGUUCCACCACAGAUUCAGGCGCGCCGACAACCUUUGAAACGGGCGUGAUAGCAAACCCCUCCACCUCCACCUCAUCGCCGACCUCGACUAUCACCGUCCCAUGCGAAACGACGUAUGUCAAUGGCGGCCUUGUGCCGUUCCACGGUGUACCGGUCCAAGCCGGCGCACGAGUGACCAUGGAGGGGACUAUCUACAGCUUCCCGGCCGAUGCCUCCGGCUCCAUCCGCCUCGCGCACAGAAGGCCGUCAGGUUUCCCUGUGACUGCUAGCAAUGGAACCCAUCAUCACCAAGGACGUCCGACCGGUUCCCAUAAGCUGCCGACCUCGUCCCCGAGUUUUGGGCGCCCAAUCCCUACUGCUCGCCGAUUCCGUCCUCGCCAGUAG